This is a messenger RNA of Drosophila eugracilis, 1454 nucleotides long. RefSeq names its product FAD-dependent oxidoreductase domain-containing protein 1. Gene Ontology annotation, molecular function: oxidoreductase activity. The record is from RefSeq and is a predicted model, not a curated record. Bases 20 to 1342 code for a protein of 440 amino acids. NCBI's taxonomy places the organism in Eukaryota, Metazoa, Arthropoda, Insecta, Diptera, Drosophilidae. The transcript is spliced from 2 exons. Gene Ontology annotation, cellular component: cytoplasm.
CCACCGGUUAGUGUGAAAAAUGUUGUGUCUGAGACGAGUUCUGCGACCGGGUGCACUGCGUCAGCUACGGUCAUUGAGUGGCAAACCACAAGGCGAUGUCCUUCCCGAGAGCUGCGAUGUCCUGAUAAUCGGUGGAGGGGGUAUGGGAGCCUCUUCCGCAUUCUGGCUUAAGUCCCGGACGCUCCAGCUUGGUAAAAAGCUUAACGUCCUGGUGGUGGAGCGGGAUGCUGGGUACACCAGCGCCUCUACAGUGCUUUCUGUGGGUGGAGUUCGUCAGCAAUUUUCGCUGGCUGAAAACAUAGAGAUGUCUCUUUUCGGCUACAACUUUGUGGUGAACGGCCAGAAGCACCUGGGUGAUGUGGAUCUUUGUUACCAGCCGAACGGCUACUUGAUCCUGGCUUCUGAAAAGGGUGCGCAUAUCCUGUCACAGAAUUCAAAGCUGCAAAACGAGUUGGGAGCCCGAAAUGAACUUCUUGGUCCAGAGGCAUUGCGACGCAGAUUUCCGUGGCUGUCUACGGAUGACGUGGAAUUGGGAUGUCACGGGAUCGAUAAAGAAGGAUGGUUUGAUCCGUGGGCCCUGCUCAUGGGCUACAAGAAGAAAGCGCGUGCCCUGGGCGCCAAUUUUGCCAAUGGUUCGGUGGUGGGUUUCGAGUGGAAUGACUCUGGAGCCCUUUCUGGUGCUGUGGUAGAUGCCGGAGACGGAAAACAGCGCACGGUCAAGUUCGACACUUGCGUCCUCGCAGCGGGAGCUUAUUCGGGUCAGGUUGCGCGUUUGGCAGGCAUCGGAAAUCCGGGAGCAAAGGAAGGCUCCCUGAGUGUAGCUUUGCCAGUGGAGCCUCGGAAGCGUUACGUCUAUGUAUACAGCACUCAGGGACGGAACUGUCCGGGCGUGGCUACACCUCUUACGGUCGACCCAGAUGGCACUUAUUUUCGGCGAGAUGGUCUCUGUGGAAACUUCCUUUGCGGCCGCAGUCCCAGCGAAGACGAAGAGCCGGAGUGCGAAACGCUAGAUGUGGACCAUGGUUACUUUGAAUCGAAUGUCUGGCCCACACUGGCGAGCCGAGUGCCGGCCUUCGAGUCGGUAAAAAUCCAGAGCAGUUGGGCGGGAUACUACGACCACAAUACAUUCGACGCAAACGGAAUCAUUGGGAGACACCCUCACUAUAGAAAUCUCUUUAUAGCGGCAGGAUUUAGCGGGCACGGCAUUCAGCAAACUCCAGCUGUGGGUCGAGCCAUAUCCGAACUAAUCCUGGACGGUAAGUUCACCACACUGGAUCUUUCGCGCCUCGGCUUCGAACGCCUUGUGAACAAGCAGCCCAUGCUCGAAGUAAAUAUCGUUUGAUGAAAGUCUCUCAGGCGGCAAGAACCCAUCUUUGUUGUGUGUAUGUACUUCUUUUAUUGCAAUUUGUGUAUAUAGUAAUUUUGUAUAGUAAAGUUCACGUUUUAGUCACGUA